AUGGCUUCAUAAGUAUAAAAUAAUAAAGAUUAUAAUCAAUUACUAACAAUUUGGAGUGAUUAUUUUAAUAAGCCAGCUAAGGAGGCAAUUGAUCCUUAAGACAAUGUUCAUAAUAUGAUAAUCCUAUUUUACAAACUAUUUCAAGAAAAUGAUUCAAUAAUUGAAUUUUAACAUACACCAUAAUUGAUUGAAUGUAAAAUUGAUAUAUAACAAUUAUUCAAAUUGAUUGAUGAUGGUGAAUAACUUCAAAAUUUAUUCAUAAAUGACCCUUAAGAUUGGAUAAGUUCAAUUUCAUUAGCUAUAUCAAGUUUGAAUAAAAAUAAGAAAGUAGUUUGUAGACUUCAUAAUAUUCCUUUGUCCAAAAAACUAGGUUCCUAAGACAUUGGUAAGUACAUUGCGAUUAUGGGAACCAUUAUCACCACAGGUUCAUCAAAAUUAUUAUUAGAAAGAGCAUGCUUUAUUUGUAUAUCGUGUGAUGAGUUUGAAAGUAAUAAUUUAAAUAAAUUAGAAUAUUAUGUAAAUUCAGAUGGAUCGAUUCCAAAGGUAAAUUAAUGUAAUAAGUGUGGGAAUAUGAAUACAAUGAAACUGGAUAGAAAUAGAAGUGAUGUUGUAUUGUAUUAGACAAUAAAAUUAAAUGAAUUAUCAAUAGAAGUGGAAUUGAGAGAUCUUUAUGUAAAUUGUUUUAUGUCUGGAGAUGAAAUAGUAGUUCAUGGGAUAGUAAAGACAAUCCAAGAUGAAUAAAAGAGUUCUCUAUAUGUAAAAUAUAUAUAGGCAUAUCAUGUAAAACAUGAAUAGAUAAAUGAAAAUUUUACUCGACAAGAAAUCAAAACAGUAAAUGACUUGGCUAAAAAUGGAGAGUUGUUUUAUGCAAUGAUAAAUAAUUUCUGUCCAAGUAUAUAUGGACAUGAGAUUGUAAAAGCUGGUUUAUUAUUAUCAAUAGUAGGAGGAAGUACUUGUAAUAGAAAUGCAUCACAUUGCUUAUUAGUAGGUGAUCCUGGUUAAGGAAAGAGCUAAUUGUUGAAGUUUGCUCAUCUAUUAUCAACUCGUUCUAUUUAUGUUUCAGGAACAGCAGUCUCAUAAUGUGGUUUAACUUGUUCAGUGAAUCAUAAGAAUGAUGAUACAAUUAUUGAUGCUGGUGCAUUAGUGUUGGCUGACAAUGGAGUUUGUUGUUUAGACGAAAUUGACAAAAUGUAGAGUUAACAUUAUGCCUUAUUAGAAGCGAUGGAAUAAUAAACCAUCACUUUAGCUAAGAGUGCUGUUAUGUGUUAAUUUUAUGCUAGAACAACUAUUAUAGCUACUGCUAAUCCAGCAUAAGGACAUUUUAAUAAAACUAAAUCGUUGAUUGAGAAUCUAAAAAUAUAAAAUACUUUAUUGUCUAGAUUUGAUUUAAUUUAUUUAUUGAUUGAUGAACCAGAUAUGGAAAGAGAUUAAAAACUAUCAGAACACAUAAUGAAUUUUCAUAAUAUGAAAACCUCAAGAAUCAAAUUUCAUAAUAAUGAUGAAAUAAAAACACCCAAUGCUUAUAGAACCUUGAAUGAAAGAUUACAUCAAAACUAAAUUAAUCAAGAGCUACCUUAUUAAUUAAUGAAGAAGAUUAUAGCUCAUGUUAAAAAUAUUAAGUCAGUCCUUACAUUAGGAGCUUAGAAACUUAUUACUUCAUAUUAUUUAAAAAUUAGGUAAACUGCUUUUGGAAUGCCCAUAACAAGUAGAUAAUUAGAAUCACUUAUUCGAUUAUCUUAAGCUAAAGCAAAGUUAUGUUUAAGAUAAGAAGUAACUGAAGAAGACGCUUAAUUUGCAAUAGAUAUUUUUGAAGAAAGCAGAUUCGAUUGUUUUAUUAGUGGUUUAGGCAAUUAAUCCACCAAUAAGAAAGGUUAAAAUAGUUCACUCAAUAACUCUAAAAAUAUAGGCACAUUAUCUAAACCUAAAUAAACCUAGAUCUUCUUAGAUGAAUUGCAUAAAGUAUCAUUAUAAAAGGAUUCUUAUGAAUUUUCAAUGGAAGAACUAAAAAACACAGCCAGAAAAAUAAAUCUGUAGGUUGGAGAUUUAGGAGAUUUCAUUAAUAAAUUAAAUUAUGAUUGCAUGCUUAUUAUGAGAGGGAACAAUGUUUAUGAAUUAAACUAUAAAAGAUGA
Paramecium sonneborni is the source of this 2130-nucleotide messenger RNA. NCBI's taxonomy places the organism in Eukaryota, Ciliophora, Oligohymenophorea, Peniculida, Parameciidae. The record is from the annotation of a GenBank genome assembly.